CUGAUGCAGAGCUUCAAGGAGUCGCAUUCCCAUGAGUCCCUGCUGAGCCCCAGCAGCGCGGCCGAGGCCUUGGAGCUCAACCUGGAUGAAGACUCCAUCAUCAAGGCGGUCCACAGCAGCAUCCUGGGCCAGGAAUUCUGCUUCGAGGUGACCACGGCCUCGGGGACCAAGUGCUUCGCCUGUCGCUCGGCCGCCGAGAGGGACAAAUGGAUCGAGAACUUGCAGAGGGCGGUGAAGCCCAACAAGGACAACAGCCGGCGGGUGGACAACGUCCUGAAGCUCUGGGUGAUCGAGGCGCGAGACCUUCCCCCCAAGAAACGCUACUACUGCGAGCUCUGCCUGGACGACAUGCUCUACGCCCGCACCACCAGCAAGGCGCGCACCGACAACGUCUUCUGGGGAGAACAUUUUGAGUUUAACAACCUGCCGGCCGUCCGCACCAUCCGCUUACACCUCUACAAGGACACCGAUAAGAAACGCAAGAAGGAUAAGAGUAAUUACGUCGGGAUGGUGAGCAUCCCCAUCGCCAGCGUCACCGGGCGGCAUUUCGCCGAGCAGUGGUACCCGCUCAGCCAACCCAGCGGCAGCAAGAGCAAGGCGGGUUGUCCGGCUUUACGCGUCAAAAGUCGCUUCCAGACCAUGAGCAUCCUUCCCAUGGAGCUCUACAAGGAGUUCGCCGAGUACGUCACCAACAAUUACCGGAUGCUCUGCGCCGUCUUGGAACCCGUGCUCAGCGUUAAGAGCAAGGAGGAGGUGGCCUGCGCGUUGGUGCACAUCUUGCAGAGCACCGGCAAGGCGAAGGACUUCCUGUCGGACAUGGCCAUGACGGAGGUGGAUCGCUUCAUGGACCGGGAGCACCUGAUCUUCCGGGAAAACACCCUCGCCACGAAAGCCAUAGAGGAGUACCUGAAACUCAUCGGCCAGAAAUACCUCAAGGAUGCCAUCGGUGAGUUCAUCCGGGCGCUGUACGAAUCGGAGGAGAACUGUGAGGUCGACCCCAUGAAGUGCUCGGCCUCCACCUUGGCUGACCACCAGGCCAACCUCCGCAUGUGCUGCGAGCUCGCCCUCUGCAAGGUGGUCAACUCGCAUUGCGUGUUCCCCCGGGAGCUGAAGGAGGUCUUCGCCUCGUGGCGGCUGCGAUGCGCCGAGCGGGGCCGCGAGGACAUCGCCGACCGGUUGAUCAGCGCCUCGCUCUUCCUGCGGUUCCUCUGCCCCGCCGUGAUGUCCCCCAGCCUCUUCGGCCUCAUGCAGGAGUACCCCGACGAGCAGACCGCCCGCACCCUCACCCUCAUCGCCAAGGUCAUCCAGAACCUGGCCAACUUCACCAAGUUUGGCAGCAAGGAGGAGUACAUGGCCUUCAUGAACGAGUUCCUGGAGCUGGAGUGGACCAGCAUGCAGCAGUUCCUCUACGAGAUCUCCAACCUGGACACCCUCACCAACAGCACCAGCUUCGAGGGCUACAUUGACCUGGGCCGCGAGCUCUCCACCCUGCACGCCCUCCUCUGGGAGGUCAUGUCCCAGCUCAGCAAGCGGCUGCCCCCCAAGGGGCUGGUGCUGCGGGGGCCCUCGGCCGACCUCCAGCCCUACCUCGUCCGCGACCUCAACAGCUCCGUUGACCUCCAGUCCUACAUGGUGCGGGGCCUCAACAGGUGGGCCUCUCAGACGCCGUCGACGCUGAACCCGGUGAUGCCGGCGGCGGAGCGCACGGUGGCCUGGGUGUCCAACAUGCCGCACCUCUCGGCCGACAUCGAGAGCUCCCACAUCGAGCGCGAGGAGUACAAGCUGAAGGAGUACUCCAAGUCCAUGGACGAGAGCCGGCUGGACCGGGUGAAGGAGUACGAGGAGGAGAUCCACUCGCUGAAGGAGCGGCUGCACAUGUCCAACCGCAAGCUGGAGGAGUACGAGCGGCGCCUGGUGUCGCAGGAGGAGCAGACGAGCCGCAUCCUGCUGCAGUACCAGCACCGCCUGGAGCAGAGCGAGAAGCGCCUGCGGCAGCAGCAGGCGGAGAAGGACUCCCAGAUCAAGAGCAUCAUCGGCAG
Molecule: messenger RNA, 2039 nt
Organism: Nipponia nippon (crested ibis)
Lineage: Eukaryota; Metazoa; Chordata; Aves; Pelecaniformes; Threskiornithidae
Source: RefSeq, a predicted model, not a curated record